Messenger RNA from Morus notabilis, 1896 nucleotides. Its product is annotated as calcium uniporter protein 6, mitochondrial. Lineage: Eukaryota; Viridiplantae; Streptophyta; Magnoliopsida; Rosales; Moraceae. Gene Ontology annotation, biological process: calcium import into the mitochondrion; mitochondrial calcium ion homeostasis. The transcript is spliced from 3 exons. Gene Ontology annotation, cellular component: uniplex complex; mitochondrial inner membrane. The record is from RefSeq and is a predicted model, not a curated record. Gene Ontology annotation, molecular function: calcium channel activity; uniporter activity. The coding region runs from base 596 to 1768 and encodes 390 amino acids.
AACAAAUAAAAAUAGACUAACGAACGAACUUCUUGGCCAUCCAUCUCCCUCUUCAUUUUCUUGCACUUGCGCUUUUGUUAGUUUUCAUUUCAUUUUAUUUUAUUUUAUUAUUUUUUGUGUCUCUUUUUUAUAUUUAAUUUAAAUUAAAUAUUCCUUAUUCAGCCUGUGGCUUUCCCUGACUUUUCUCCUGCCGCCCACCCCCCAACCACUAUUUCUCUCUCUUCCCUUUAUUUCCUUCUCGAAAAUAUUAAACAUUUUGCAGAAUCCCACUUUUUCAUUUUUCCAGUUUACUUGUAUCUCUAAAAGGCUCCUUGUUAUUUUAACUAAUCAAAUACUAUCUAGUUUCUUCCUUCAUGAACCAAUGAAUUCCAAACAAUACCGAAUACGUCAAAACUUUUCAGACGAAGAAGAAGGAAUGGAAAUGGAAAUAGAACUAGAAAUAGACCCAUUAUUGUAGCAUUGGCCAUACCAGAAAUAGCAGCUAUUGGUCCAAAUACCUUGGGUCUCAACCAUCAUUAUUCAAUAUUCAUCACUACGACUCGUUGUUAAGUCCUUGACCGUUGAGUGAAAAUUUGCUUGUUUGAAAGAGGCAGAAAUGUGGAGGAGAAAAUGCGGUUUUCUUCUGAAUCAAAGUUUGAGUACGACGGUCGUCGGCCAUGGCUUUCAACUCACAAACCCCAGCGUCGUUCAUUCGCCGUCUCUGUUGCAUCCGAGCCGCUUAAUGGGGCGGCCCAAGGCUUUCGCGGGCCAGGAAUGCGGAAUCACGACGAGAAGCUCUUGUUUUAUCACAUUGUUGUCCGUUGGAUUGAUCAAGCGGUUCUCAUCGUCGUGGUCCACUUCGUCUUCACCUUUGCCGUCGGAUUCGAACUCGAAAUCCAACGACAGUGAUGAGGCCAGGCCGAUCGGCAAGGCGGAAGCGAAGCGUUUGGUGAACGUGGAGGAUCUAAAAGCCAAGCUUGAAGCGGAAAUGAAAGAGGUGAUUUCGUACCACGAGCUUUUUGAGGCCUGCGAAAGUAUUCGCAUCGCCAGAUCUUCUGAUGAGGCGGAGGCGAUAUCGUUAUGGGAGGCGAAGAGAUUGAUGAGACUGGUGGAUGUGGAGCUUCUUUUUUCGAAGCUUGGAGCGGAAGGGGAAGAGGUGAUUUCGUACGACGAGUUGGUCGAGGCCUGCAAGAGCAUCGGCAUCGCCAGAUCUUCCGGUGAGGCGGCGGCGUUCGUUAGAAUCCUUGACGAAGCCGGCCGCGUCUUUCUCUUCCGCUACAAGGUCUAUCUUAAUCCAGAUAAGGUAGUGGAUUGCAUUAGAAGAGCAGAUCCUCUUGAUUUGACGCUUGAAGAUGACUCUGGAAAAGAAGAGCUAAAGAGACUGCAAGAAAAGAAGGAAGAGAUCGAUGUGCUAGCGCAUAAACAGGUCCGACGCGUUCUCGUAUCUGGCAUGGUGCUAGCUUUAUUGCAGGUAGGACUCUUCUUUAGGCUUACAUUUUGGGAAUUCUCAUGGGAUGUUAUGGAACCCGUUGCAUUUUUCACCACGAUGGUCAGUUUAGUCAUAGGUUACGGCUACUUUCUGAUGACUUCAAGAGACCCAACUUACCAAGACUUGAUGAAGAGACUCUUCCUCAAUAGGCAAAGAAAGUUGCUGAAGAAGUAUAAUUUUGACUGUGCGAAAUUUAAAGAGUUACAGAGAAGAUUGAAGAUACCUCACGAUGCUACCGCCUCAAUCAAGAAUCGGUUUGGUUUAGAACUCGACCUCGAGGACGCCUUACACAAAGAGUAACAAGUUUAGUUUGGGAAGGGGUUUAAUACUUUUAACAAUUUUUGGGACAUUUACGCGUUGGUAACAAUGUUACAAAAAGUUUUAAUUAAGGGAGAUGGGAAUAAACCUAGAACAAAAGUCGUGACUCA